Molecule: messenger RNA, 1413 nt
Organism: Ruditapes philippinarum (Manila clam)
Lineage: Eukaryota; Metazoa; Mollusca; Bivalvia; Venerida; Veneridae
Exons: 2
Coding region: 17-820 (267 amino acids)
Molecular function (GO): zinc ion binding
Source: RefSeq, a predicted model, not a curated record
CUAUACAAAAGCAACAAUGAAAAAUUACAAAAGUUUAGAGGCUCACAACCUUUUCAUUUCUGGCUGGGUACAAACAGUAUUCCAUCUUGAGAUAAAGGGCACCUCAAACCUUUUAAUGAAGGCAAAUGUUAAACCUUCAUUCCGUGUAAAUGAGGAUCCACAUCAAUCCUGGGUAGCAAUAUCGAAAGAAGGCGACAUAAUAUCGGCCCAUUGUGAUUGUAAAGCAGGGUUGGGAGAAUCCUGUUCACAUGUUGCAGCUAUGCUGUUUAAAGUAGAAGCUGCAGUAAGAAAUGGAUACACAAAACAGGCAUGCACUGAACAACCUUGUGCUUGGAACAAAUGCUUCACAAAGUCAGUAGAACCUGCCACUAUGUCCGCGAUAAAGUUCUACAAGGAAUCAGCAAAACAAAGGCUUCUUAAAUCAAAAAGAGUUAGAAAACCUCCCCCACCACCCACUUCUAAAGAAAAGCAAAUAUCCUUCCUUCAAUCAUUAACAGAGACUGAAACAAAGCCUGUGGGUUUAAGUUUAUUCAAGGAAACUGCUUAUGUUUUAAAAACAUCAAGUGUGUCAAAUAUAAAGCGUCUUCCACAACCACUGACUACAUUAUAUAACGAUGUGAACAAAAAAAUGACUCCCCUGGAACUACAACAAAAGUGUGAUAAUGUCACAGAUAGUUUGAUUGUAAGUAGUGAUGAAUGUGAAUAUCUUAAGCAAAGUACAGUGAAUCAGUCUAAUUCUGAAACUCUGAAACUCGGCAUGAGCAACGUGUUGGAAGAAUCACAGCUUCUGUUGCUCAUGAUGUUUUACACACAUCAAUAGAUAAGCCUGCUAAGUCAUUAAUUUAGAAAAUUUGCUAUCAAAAUAAACAAGUCAAUGUUCCUUCACUGGCAUGGGGUCGUGAAAAUGAAGCUAACAAGGCACUAGGCCUAUACAAAGAAACAAUGGCCACACAACAUGAGAACUUAAAAAAGAAAAAUCAGGGGACAAAACCGUACAUUUGGGCAUCACCAGAUGGAAUUUUAACAUGGUCAUGUUGUGGUACUGAUGUCAUUGAAAUAAAGUGCCCCUAUUCUUUAAAGGGAAAUACGGCCGAAGAAAUGUUAGAAAGCAAAAAUUUCUGUCUUGAUAAAAGAUACCAACUAAAGGAAUGUAGCAAAUACUACACUCAAGUGCAGUUACAAAUGUAUGUGUUUGAUUGUGAAUUUUGUCAUUUCAUCAUCUGGACUACAGAAGCCUGCAUUAUUACAUAUGUGGCUAAAAAUUCCCAUUUUGUACAUGAGAUGUUGCCAAAACUUAAACAAUUUUGGAAACUUAAUUGUUUACCUGAACUUCUAACUCAUAAAAUGACAUGUGAAGAAGAAACAAAACAGGUGAAACCAAUUUACUGUUAUUGUGAACAACCCGGGGUUCUG